Puma concolor (puma) is the source of this 1038-nucleotide messenger RNA. The record is from RefSeq and is a predicted model, not a curated record. NCBI's taxonomy places the organism in Eukaryota, Metazoa, Chordata, Mammalia, Carnivora, Felidae.
CGCUGCUGCCGCGCUCUGUGUUCUGUGCCUGCGCUCAGCGUCGCGCGUUUGCCCGGUCGCCAUGGCCGGGCUCGUGGUCAGUGGAACUCAAGUGUCCUACAUAGGCCAGGACUGCAGAGAAAUUCCAGAGCACCUCGGCAGGGAUUGUGGACAUUUUGCAAAAAGGCUUGAUCUGAGUUUUAACCUUCUGAGGUCACUGGAAGGACUGAGCGCGUUCGGGAGCCUGGAGGAACUCAUCCUGGACAACAAUCUGCUCGGGAACGACCUCGUGUUGCCAGGGUUACCCAGGCUCCAUACCUUAACCCUCAACAAGAACCAGAUCACUGACUUGGAGAGUCUGCUUGAUCACCUGGCAAAAGUGACACCAGCUUUGGAGUACCUCAGCCUGCUGGGUAAUGUGGCAUGUCCCAAUGAGCUGAUUAGCUUGGAAAAAGAUGAAGAGGACUACAAAAGAUACAGAUGCUUUGUUCUGCACAAACUGCCCAAUUUGAAGUUUCUGGAUGCCCGGAAAGUAACCAGAAAAGAACGAGAGGAAGCUUUGGUCAGAGGGUCAUUCAUGAAGGUGGUGAAGCCCAAGGCUUCCAGUGACCAUGUCGAGGCCCCUCCAGAGCACCCCUAUACACCCCUGCCUUCUGCUUCCAGGGAUCUCACCAAUCACCGAGGUGUCCUGGGGAAGUGUCGCUAUGUUUACUAUGGGAAAAACUCAGAAGGCAACAGGUUUAUCCGAGAUGACCAGCUCUGAUGGACACCGAUCUGCCUUGAGUGCCCCUGCAAUAGAAGGCCAUCCCGGAGUCCUCUGUUGCCUCUGCAAAGUCAGGGCGGACUGUCUUUUUCCUAAGUAAUGCAAUUUUAUAGAACAAUUUGUUCCUUGGGGAAUAAUGUUUUAGAUUGUGGGGAAUCCUAUUAAAAGUACAACUAUUACAAUAAUUUGCUUUUACUUUUACCAGCCUUGCUCAUAAACCCUCCAUCUGUUUGUUGCUUUAAAUAGAGGCACAUUAUAAGAGAUUAUCACUCGAUCAGGCGACACGUCUGAGUGUU